CAACGAGGCCAAGACAUCGACAGCCGAUUAUUCGGUACGGAUUUCUAUUCCUCGGAAAAUUCUGACCGUUUGGAAGGGAAACGGGGAUGGAAGCUCCGGAAGAUUCAUUAUUCAAAUUUUGAAAUUCGUCUUGGGACUGAAUUUUUCUAGCGCUGCCCUCAAAAAAAGUCUCGCCAUUUUGGCAAGAAAUAUGGAUUUUCGCGAAAAAAAACUGCAGAGAGAGAGAGAGAGAGAGAGAGAAAGUGAAGAAGAUAUGGAGAAAGCUAAGUACAGGGAGACUCUGCGGGAGGGCGGGGCUUCGUGGGAAGGGUGAGAGCCGUGAGGUAUUGUGGGAGAGGGAAACGGGGGUUGUGCGGUAGUGGAGGCAGGGACGGAGGAUCGCACAAGGAUGAGAGUAGGCCAGUAUGUAAGGGAAGGAAUUGGACCAGAUCUGGGGAAUUUUCCUCUCCGGCUGACAGUUCCUCAAUAGAGCCGGCGUCAACGCCAUGGCCUUGCAGAUACGCAACUCCUUUUUUUCACGGAAGUUAGAAGCUUUAGAACCCCAAUUCUGAACACACAAUGGAACUUUCUUUCACCCCAUGGACCCAUGGUCAUUGAAUAAGGGGACUGUUCGAGUGAUAGCAGCACUGUGAUCGGAUGUUGUGUAUGUUCAUGUAGAGAAAACCCAAGACCUAUUUCACUUUUUCUUGGAUAUCAAGAUUUUCUUUGCCGACGAAGGACAAUCGUAUAAGCAAAGCCUGACGGUUGAGUACGGCGGGAGAAGCGUUCGGUAGAAGUCCUGUCUCUCUUUUUUCUUUUCGAUGUACAUCUCUCUCCGUUUAAACGAUUGACCGUCAAACUUCUGACUUCUUAGGCAUCAGAGUAAAAGUAAGGCUUCUCUCUCUCUCUCUCUCUCUCUGCAGUCGGGGACGGACCAUAGACGUUUCGUUGUAUUCAAUCCUCGUUCAUUAGUCUGGUCUCUUCGAUCUUUUCAGUUCUUUAGGCUCUGAUAUUUCUUUCUUGGAGGGGAUUUAUCAGUUGAACUCCUUCCUAUCACUUCCGUUUCUUUAACGUAGAACCGCUCCUUCGGUCUUUCAUAGUCGUUACCCGUUAUCCUCUUUUCCAUUCCAACGGUAGAGGGGUCGAUUUUGUUCACAGCCGAUGAUUCUCCAAUACUGCUAACAUUAGAUUAGCUGAGAAUUUGGUGGAUCCGUCAAUAAACCGUUAUUCUUGCAAAAUCUGUAUUUCUAUAAGCCCUCUUUGAUAGCGAAGUGAUCGACUAAUUCGCCUCCUCCUUUGGCUUUUGUGCGUGCACAAGAAACUUUAGGCUAUUUAUGUGAAGCCCUUCAUCGAAUAUUUUGUUCCAGAAAGUAGUCCAAAAUCAAGGUCCCUGAACCCAGAUUAAUUGGAAUCUGCUAUGCUGAUUACAUGUUUUUUCGAAGACGACGUCCUGCACAAGAGGUGAUGGAUAAAGGAAAUUUUGUUGGCUUUCAUGGAGUUGAACCAAUAACUGAAGAUUAUGCGAUGAUCAUCAAAUUUAACGAGUCUGGAUCCGUUUUCAGCUGCACAUAGGUCUCUUUGAUAUCUGCAAUCGAUGGGGGAGUGGGUUAUUGGAGCAUUUAUCAACAUUUUUGGUAGCAUAGCUAUAAACUUUGGGACAAAUCUACUCAAGCUGGGUCAUGAUCAGAGAGAAAGGCUUUCUAUGCUAGAUAGUGAUGGACCACUAGCAAACUUUUCGAAGCCAAUCAUAUACUUUCAGACUUGGAGAGUUGGUAUUCUAUUUUUUGCUUUGGGGAAUUGUCUCAACUUCAUUUCCUUUGGUUAUGCUGCUCAGUCUCUUCUUGCAGCCCUUGGAUCCAUUCAAUUCGUAUCAAACAUUGCAUUCACAUACUUUGUUUUGAACAAGAUGGUGACUGUGAAGGUACUGGUUGCCACAGCCUUUAUUGUUGCUGGAAAUGUCUUUCUGGUUGCUUUUGGCAACCAUCAGUCACCUGUUUACACUCCAGAGCAGUUGGCAGAGAAGUACAGCAAUGCAAUAUUCCUUCUUUAUUGCCUUAUUUUGAUCUUGGUGGUUGCUGUGCAUCAUUACAUUUACAGGAGAGGAGGACUUCUGCUUGCCGUUUCUGGACAUGACAUUAGCCACUAUUGGCACAUCCUACUGCCCUUUUCCUAUGCUGUUGUUUCUGGUGCUGUAGGAUCAUGCUCAGUGUUGUUUGCAAAAUCCCUGUCUAACCUGCUCAGAUUGACAAUGUCCAAUGGUUAUCAGUUCCAUAGCUGGUUCACAUACUCCAUUUUGCUUUUGUUUCUUAGUACAGCUGGGUUUUGGAUGGCAAGGUUGAACGAAGGAUUGUCGCUCUUUGAUACAAUCGUUAUUGUCCCCAUGUUUCAAAUAGCUUGGACCUUAUUCUCUAUUUGUACAGGAUUUGUGUACUUCCAGGAAUAUCAGGUCUUCGAUGCAUUAAGGACCACAAUGUUUAUACUGGGAAUGAUGUUUGUGUUCAUAGGCAUUUCCUUGCUGGCACCUGAUGAGUCAAAAGCUGGCGAAGCCAAGGAUUCUUCUUCUUUGGAUUUAACAUCUCCAAGCAUUACCACUGAUAUGGACAGGCUGCUGAAAUUGCCAUCUGAGGAGGCAGAACAUAAAGACGUGGGUUCAUUUUGGCAAGUGAUUACGACAAAAGCUAGAUCAGUAGUAACCAAGGCAAAGACUGCUUGUACACUUUCAUUAGGUCUAGGAGAUGAUUCAAUCAGUGCAUCUUCAGUUCUUGUGAUGCCCAUGGUGUCUUCGAGGAUGACCGGAUUUAGAGGAAUGGGUAUUGAACGGACUAAUCUUUUAUCCUUGAAAAGUGGUGGUUGGAGUAGGAUCGCAAUGGAUGAGGAGGGCGUGACAAUGUUGGAGACAAGUUCCAUUAUCUCAUAAAGCCAUGGGUAGAGGUAGCAAUACAGCAUAAUGUUCAUUGACGACAAUAUUUUUUUUUUAGUUGCUUUCAUUGUAUCAUGAUUGUAUAGAAAAUGGUUCACUUUCUCUCUCUCCCCUUUCUUUUUUCUUUUGAGUUUAUUUUUGCUGCCUCCUUCCUUCCUGUUGUUGUCUUGAGGUGUAAUUGAUCAAAUCAAUGAUACCAUACUCUAUGAUGUUUCUA
Molecule: messenger RNA, 3116 nt
Organism: Macadamia integrifolia
Lineage: Eukaryota; Viridiplantae; Streptophyta; Magnoliopsida; Proteales; Proteaceae
Product: probable magnesium transporter NIPA8
Biological process (GO): magnesium ion transport
Cellular component (GO): membrane
Molecular function (GO): magnesium ion transmembrane transporter activity
Source: RefSeq, a predicted model, not a curated record